This is a messenger RNA of Xyrauchen texanus (razorback sucker), 9054 nucleotides long. Its product is annotated as sine oculis-binding protein homolog A-like. NCBI's taxonomy places the organism in Eukaryota, Metazoa, Chordata, Actinopteri, Cypriniformes, Catostomidae. The record is from RefSeq and is a predicted model, not a curated record. Gene Ontology annotation, cellular component: nucleus. Gene Ontology annotation, biological process: animal organ development.
AUGGCUGAGAUGGAGAAAGAAGGAACCCCGGAAAACAAGAGGAGCAGAAAACCAGCUCACCCAGUGAAGAGGGAAAUUAAUGCGGAGAUGAAGGUCCCGGCCAAUCGGCCCCUCCCAGAGGCGGGGCAGGCAGGCAAUCUCCAUGGCAACUCGCCCUACUUGAUGAGUUUUGCCGAAAACACAAUGAAUGAGUUACUUGGCUGGUACGGAUAUGACAAAGUGGAAUUACGAGAUUCAGACGACAUUGACAUCCGUAACUACCCUGAUGGAGAUAUGCGGCAACACAUCUCUGUCCUGAAAGAGAACUCUUCACUAAAAGCAUCUACAUUGGAGAACAGCACUGGUUCUCCUCUGCAUGCCAACAGCUCUGGCUCUACUCCCACAUCAUGGAAUGGAGUGACAGCCGAGGUGUCUGCAAACCCCUCCUCCUCUAAGGAGCAUGAAGGCCUGCCAAUCAUAGUGCCCUUAAUACCGCCCCCUCUGAUCAAAGCACCAUCAGAGGAGGACACCUCUAAUGUUCAGAUAAUGUGUGCAUGGUGUCAGAAAGUGGGAGUGAAGCGUUAUUCUCUCAGUAUGGGCUCUGAGAUGAAGAGUUUCUGUAGUGAGAAAUGCUUCGCCGCCUGCCGUCGUGCAUACUUCAAACGCAACAAGGCCAGAGAGGAGGAGGGCGUUCCACACCACAGCUUGUCCAAAGACACGCCCAGACUUGUCCUCAAGACAAACAGCGAUGUGCUUGUCUGUGACUGGUGCAAACAUAUCCGCCACACUAAGGAAUACCUGGAUUUUGGUGCGGGGGAGAGGCGGCUCCAGUUCUGCAGUGCAAAGUGUCUGAACCAAUAUAAGAUGGACAUAUUCUAUAAAGAGACUCAGGCUGCACUGCCAGGGGUACUAUGUAACCCUCCUCUUUCUGCGAGUGAUACUAAAUCAGAGAGCGGAUCAGGUGUACAGAUCCUUACACCUGAGUCCUGGAGCGCACCUCUAAACGAACUCCGCUGUCGCAGGGCACCGUCACCAGGGGGCUCCACCACUAUUGCCGGACCCUCUGGAUCUACAUUGGGGUCACUGUCUGAAACUGGAACUGUGUGUUCAUCCUCAUCAUCUUCAUCAUCCUCAUCAUCAUCAUCAUCAUCCACAAAGAUCCCCACACCGCGGCCACAUGGAAGUCCUGCAUUACCACCCCCUCCCCCACCUCCUUUAGCGGGUUUACAUCCAGCUAUGGGUAUGCCGCCUGGCAGCCCGCAGAUGAUCAUGACUCCCCGUGGCCCAGUUCCUCUCCCUCUCUUUAUGGAGCACCAGAUGAUGCAGCACAUUCGUCCUCCGUUCCUACGUCCACCAGGCCCCAACAGCCCCCAUUCCAAUCCCAUGAUUCCUGGCAUUGGCCCGCCACCACCUCAUCGGACUUUGGGUCCUCCGUCGAGCCCCAUGCACCGCCCGCUCCUAUCUCCUCAUGUACACCCGUCCUCCACUCCAACACUUGCUGGGAACCCUCCAGGUAUGUUGCCCCCUCACCCUGGCCCUCAUAUGCCAGCCUUGACUUUUCCCCCAUUUAACAUGAUGCGAACUGGACCCAUGCCACAUCCGCACUAUAUGAAUAUCGGCAUGCCUUCUCUGGCCCCCUUAGUGCCACCACCUAUUUUAUUAGUGCCCUAUCCAGUGAUUGUGCCAUUACCAGUCCCUAUACCCAUACCUGUGCCCAUACCGUUCUGUCCGAAAUCAUCAGGUGAUCGACCAGGAAAUGACGGAACACUUCCGAAUGCUGCAAGUGAGCGCAGUGAUUCAAGGGCAACACCCUCAUUUUCUCCCAGCUCCUCCAGAGGGGAGGAGAGAGACCUUCAGCAAGCCCCUCCCAACUCAGAUACACUCUCACCUGGCUUUUCCAAGCAGACAGAUCAGGGCAGGACAAACGUUUUUGAUCUGAUGGUUAAAACAGAAAUCUCUGAUAUUGGAAGCUGUGGAAACUCUCACAAAGACAAACCAGCAGAUGGAGUCAUUGAUCUAACAACCAACCGUCACUCCAGGCAACAGCUAGUUAUCCAGAAGUCGGUAACCUGUGUGCAGGUAAAGCCAGAACCUGGAAUAAGCCCACCACCUGUGCUUGGACCCUUACAGUUAAGAGAAACUCGGGUGGAUGGGACGGCCACUACAAGCACAAGCACAAUAGAAGAUAACCACGGACACAGUAAUGCUGAAAGCCCAUUGGUUAGUGUGGCACUGCCAUGUGCCAACCCUUCCUACUGCAGUGGAACUCCGCCUCUUUCUCAGCCAAUCACAUGCAGCACUACCACUGUUCCUAGCAACAUCACCACAACUAAAACUGAGCCUGGGCCUGCAACGCCCUGCAAUGUGAUCGUUAAUGGGAGCUGUAAUGUGCUAUCUGCAGAGGGUCUGAUCAGGACAACACAGUUAGAACAGCGCCCCCUAGUGGACCCCUGCCGCAGGACCGCCACUGUUUGUGACGAGUCUGCUGGGGCAGAUUUAGGAGAGGACCUGAAAGAGAACAGCUUCUUGGCUAAGGAAAGAGACUCGGCAGGUAAGAGAAGCUCAAGUGACCAGUCUGCCAUUACAACAGGAACAGGGGAGGACAAAUCUCAGAGCCCUGAAGAUCCCCCAUCUGGUGAGGACCAUGCCUAUGCCCUGCCCCUGAUGCCCAAACCUGGCUGUGUCAUUCAGCCCGUGCCCAAACCUGCUGACAAAACCGCUGCCAUCCUGCCAUGUGGCUUGACAGUGCCAUUAACAGGAUCGGUGCCUAUGGAAAUGCAGCCUCCGCUGAAGAGAAGGUGUCUGCGUAUUCGAAAUCAAAACAAGUGACACAGAUACAGAGAUGUUAACAUCUCACCGAAGGGAUAAAGAGCACGGCUUUGCAGCAGACACCAUCAGAUGUCCACAGACUCCACCCUCAAUCCAGCCAAUCAAGAUGUCAACCUUGUUUUCUCCACUUUUCCAAACCUGCACAUGCACACUCUGAAAUAGCAUUGAUUAUUCUGAUUGGGUAGCUGCGUGAUCCAUCUCCACCCCUUUACAGACUGGCACAAAGUGUAAACCUAUGGAGUAGAUCGACUGUGAUGUUUGAACUUCACUUGUGAUAUCUUGAGGCAUAAUGUGGUCUCAGACUGCUUAUUGAAGAAAGAAAUUUCUCUUCCUCUCCACUCUAUACCAUCCAUCCAUGAAUUGCUAUUGAGAGGACUCUACACCUACUGGGUGGAGGUGGUGUUAAUAAACAUAAACAGAUUUUUUAGAGUUGCCAUAGGGCCCAGAGGGUGGGUCUCAAGCCAAACGGUCAGAAAAUGUAAACCAGACUGCAAAUCAAACAUGCUCAUGUAUAAUGACACAGUCAGAUUUGGAACAGGGUCAGUCAAAUCCUGCCACAGUUGGAUGAACUAGUUUUCUGCUUUGUUAGUGCAUUCAAAAAUCUGGACAUUUGGGUCUAAAUCACAUGCCAUUGCUAGUGAUUUAAUAUCCUCAGUCAGAGAGACAAUUCAGACCCAGAGCUGCACUAAAGAUGAACCUAAAACUCUCUGAAUACUUUGUAUGCUCAGAUAUUUCAGAGAGUCCCAAUCUGUUCCCCUGAAUCUAUGUAUCAGUAUCUGCAACACCAGCAAAACACUCUGUACUAUUUCUUAACCUCUUUCCUUUCACCCUUUCUCUCCUUUCUGAGAGGUUUUCAGGAGCUGGACACUAAAAAAAGACCGGAAGAGAGAAAAGUACACACCGUAGAGGGAGUCAAAUAAUCACAGCGGGAGCACGAAAACAGAAAGAUGGAGAGAACUUUUAUUUCAUCGUUAUGAAGAAGCUGGAAACUCAUCCACCAUUUGAGCAGCUCUGUUGAAAAGAUCAGUUUAGACUGUGCUGGUCCAAGCUGCUUAGUGCUGUUUUGGUGCUGGCCAUAAAAAUGCUGAUCAACCAGCAUGGUCUUUAAGGUGAAGCUGGUUGAGGAAGUCUCACUGGUUAAGAUCAUUAGAAAUCCUGUUGUGGACACCAGCACAUAAACAUCCUCUGCCAGGGACCAGCAUUCAAACACAAGAUAUGUAGAUGACCAGCAAUGCUAGCCUUUACAACAGGGAAGGUAAAAGAAUGUUAUGGAUUUUUUGCUGGUUUAUCUGCAUAUUUUUGUUCAAUUCGCUUAUUCACUGAUUUGAUUGAGGAUAACAGGGUAUAGAACUCACUAAGCGUCUUUGUGAACUGUUGAAAUGGCUGCUGGCUUUGCUGCGAAUGGGUUGGAGAAUGUCCCACCACAUUGCAAAAUAAGUGAGCUGAAAUGAGCUGAGUUCAAUCACUGUCACUCGACAUAGCUCAGUGACGAGCAGGUCUAACUCUGCUGGUGGGUUGUGAUGUACAAGAUGGUUAGAUUGAAACAUUUAUCUACAGUGGCAUUUGGAUUUUAUUUCUGAUCAUUUAUUUUAGAAUCCAUCUUAAUUAAAGGUGAAGUGUGUCAUUUUUUUAAAAUGUAAAAUUAUUAUAAUUGUUUUCAAUUUUGUUUGGUGCUGCUUGAGGCACAGAUAUGACACCAUUCACCAUUCAUUUUAAAUGAGUAAUCAAUGGUGUACAAUCACAACCAGUCGAGCGGUCAGUCAGUGUCUCUCGGUCAGCAGUGAAAUGGUGUGAAGGAUGCAUUCCUGAAGUUCAUUUAAAAAAAAAAAAUGUUAAGCUUUUUUUUUUUUUUUUGCCAAAUCCCAAUCAGUGCUAAAUUAUAUUCAACAUUACUUCCUUUCCAGCUAUUGCAACAAAAACGGUUUCAUUCCCAGCUCCAAGGUGCCUCAGUGUAGUGUUAACUUCCACUGGGUGCCAAGAACAUUUUACUGAAAGGAAGACUGGGUAGGCGAGGUGGACAAAGAGCCAAAUGAUAAGUUACAAAGAGCUGAGUGCAUGGUUAGAAACUAUAUGCAUCUGUUAUUUGUUUGACUAAACUGAAGGAGUGAACCUUAAAGCCAAGCAUGUUUAUGUGUGGGAGAGAAUGUGUGUCAAAUUUCUAAACUAGUUAUAGCCAAAACAGAGUUAAACAUUGACGUUUGCCAAUUUAUUUUGGAGGUAUUUUGGUGUCAAAACUUUGUCAAGCAAGGUAGGGGGACAAAAAUACACCACCUGGGAACAUAACGGAUUAAUAGUAUCUGAAAUGGGCAAAAGUUUAGCCAAAAUUGCAGUUGUACAUGAAGAUAGGAAGUAUGACUAAAAGUGAAAUUUCCUCACCAAACAAGAUUUUGUUUUGUGUUUUUCUUUGAUUACUCUGCUCAUUGCUUGAGUCAAACUUGUUGACCAACAGUGACCUGAAUCUCCCCUCUUUUCCCUUCUACCUUUUCCACUUCUCUCUCUUUCCCCAAUUCCAUCCAUCUUACUUUUUUCUCUGCUCCUGGACGAUGUACAAAGAGAAGUGAAAUCCUACCCUAUCCCUCUGUACUUUUUCCUACAGGAUUCAGUUUCGCAGUGGUUUAUUUUUUUAAGACUAGGCUCAGAGGACUAAUUGUGACUGGUUGUGAGUAAGGACUGGAUUUCUCUUUUGGGUUUGUAUGUGGCUGGGUUUCAUUUCAGUGUCAGAUUUACACACACACACACACACACACACACUGUCAAAUCUGUCAGAUUUAUUUAGUCAGUGUUGAUAUGGCUGGCUGACCCUCCUUCUGGAUGAAGGUGUUACAGAGAACAUAUUGAUAAAAAGGGUGAAAUGUCAGAGAAACACACACACACACACACUUAAAGAGCCAUGCUUAGUCAUUUAUUCAAUGUACAUGAAUCAUUGUGUGUGUUUGUGUGUAGGGGGACGGCACAUCAAGGGCUGCAUGGGACACACAGAUUCUUAGUGUUGGGAUAUGAGAUUCUUAUGUGUGUGGUGCAACCAAACAUACCUGUCUGUAUUGGUUGAGAGGAGCCAGCAACAGCACUGCAAGUUGCUCUCAUUAUUGACUCAAAUUUCCUCCCUCUCUAUCUCCUCUUUCAUACUCAACCCUUUCUGCUCUCUUCUCUGUUUUCUCUGCUCUAAAUAUAUGCUACCAUUACAGGGAUAGUUCACCCACAAAUUAAAAUGAUGUUAUUAUUAAAUCAACCUCGUGUUGUUCCAAAACAUGUAUUAAUUUCUUCCAUGGAACAGAUGUUAGAUAAAAAGACAGCCUCCGUCACAAUUCACUCUCAUUGUGUGGUAAAACAUGAAAGUGCAAUGCAAUAAAAGUGAAAUGGUGACUGCAUUUCUGCAUUGACAUGAAAGAAUGAAUGUGUUUGGAACAAUAUGAGGGUGAGUAAAUGAUGACAGAUUUUUCAUUUUUGGGCGAACUAGCCCUUUAAGGUAAUAUUUCAAAUAUUGCAUAAUGUGAGUGCAUUUUCUGAACUCUCCCAGACUUAGCUCUGCUCAGCAGCCGCAUCUGAAACCGUGACUACUGAAGUCAACAUAUGGAAAACAUAUAAUGCAUUCAUGUGAUGAUGCCUGUGAUAUGGUUAAGUUGUCAUCUAAACAAACUCACACACACUCACAGGCAUUCACUCAUGUGUUCAAACUUUCAGUUUAAAUUAAAAUCUGAAAAGUUUAAGUGCAUUCAGAGUACAUGGUGAAAGUUUACAUCCUAGGGGAAACUAACCAUCUGUUCACCAAGACAGAUAGUAAAUUAUUCAAUCAGAUUUCUAACAUUGUAUUCCCAUCUUCAACUGGCUCAAACUAACGAACUUACUCUAUAAUGACAUGCUAUUGGAUGAAACAGCUGUGUCUGUUAUAAAUGUAAUGCUUAAGAAACUGAUUACUUAAAGGGAUAGUUCACCCAAAAUGAAAAGUCUGCCAUUAUUUACUUUCUUUCUUCUGUGAGACACAAAAGGAGAUGUGAGGCAGACAGUUAGGUACUGACAGCCUCAGUCACCAUUGAGUUUCAUUAUAUGGAAAAAUGUCAAAAUUAAAAAAAAAAUCUUGUGUAACACGGAAGAAAAUAAUAUUUGGGUUUGGAACAACAACAGUGAGUAAAUGACAGAAUAUAAAUUUUUGGUUGAACUGUCCUUUUAAACAUACUUAAAAUGGUGCAUGAAGGAAAAAUAUAAUUUCAUAUUGGACUUACUGAAAUUACCAUUCAUAAAACUGCACGUGCCACCCAAACGCCCCAUUACUGCUCAUGUCACACCAAAGAGCCAGACAUGAAAUAUGAUUUUCUUUUUUCACUUCCGUCUGUGUGUGUGUGUGUGUGUGUGUGUGUGUGUGUGACCUUGCUGUUGUAAUAGAGCACUACAGACUGGGCUGGGACAGAUAUAGCCCUGAAACUCAACCCUGUUGUAGUGUCUGCGGUUCCACACAGACAAGACAAUGACACCAGCAAAAAUGUGUGUGUCGCGGAGGACAUAGCAUUUGAUGCUGUCCUUGACAACAACAGAGAGACAGUAUGUGUGUGUGUGUGUGUGUGUGUGUGUAUUGUAUGUAAUGGUAAACACUGUAAAACUGUUAACUAUUACAAUCAGACACAAAUUGUUCUGCAUAAUAUCCAAAAAGUUAAAAUUUCCCUCAUAAGUUCCCAAUUCCAUUAGCAGUUCUGACAAAUUUGAGAAAAAUCAACCAUUUUCUUUAGCUGUCCCUCUUACAGGUGGUCAGGUUUCUAUGUUGGCUGGUUAUAGAGGAUUUUUCAGCUGGUCAUUCAGUAAGCUAAACCAACAUUAGCACCAGCUUGUCCAGGCUGGGAGACCAUCUAAGACCAGCAAACUAGUGUAGGCUGGUUUAAGAUGUUUUUCAACAGCGGUCCAAGUAGCCACUAGUUGUCGCUUUGUUUGCCAUACUGACAUACUGAGUUAGUGGCAUACAGUGUGCCCACUAGAGGGGAGUGAAUCCAUCUUGUUAACAAGCUCAAAUCAGGACAACCAAGAGCCCCAUGGAGUUAAGUGAACUGAAAUAACAAACCAUCAAAGAGGGUUUGCUUGAGUGCAAUACUGUAAUCCAAGAGUGUUUCAAAGGAUCUAGAAGAGAGACGCCUGUUUUAGUGGCCAAACUGUCGUUCAGCCCUGAGGCUUGGUACACAGAACAUUCAGGUUUUUUAUUCCCCAAAAUUAGUCUGAAAAGUUGGAGAGCUUCUGUUCAGUCAGAGAGGGGAACAUGAGCACUGCAUUGGCAAAGCCACAUGCAGAAACAGCAUGGAGGUACAGAAACUCACAUACCCAAAUACCAGCAAAACCAUUCAAUCCAUUCAUCACCAAGCUAUGUUUUACAGACUGAAAUAAAAAGGCAUAAUCAAAUCAAAGCACUUGCAUCUCACCUCUGCUGUAAUGCUGUAAAAUCAAUAGAACAGGAAAACAGAGGCAGGUUCAAUGUGAAUUUUCAAAGGUAUGAUUCAAAGCGUGCUUCAAAGGUGUCAAGUAGUAGCUAUGUAAGAAACAUGUUUUCCUACCAUUCUUGUGGUCGGUGUAAAGGAUAGUUUUGUCAGCAGCCUGAAUUAUGCAACAACAAAUUCUUAUUUCUGCACUCUGUGUGAGAGGCACUAUGUCUAAAAACAAACAAAAGAAUCAAACUGCAGUUUUCAAGUUCUAAUGCUAAAACUUUUUGAGCUGCCUUAAUUCUUUAUGUGCUCUGUAAUUAACAACACCUGCUUGUUUUAAAAUCCCUCUUUGUAAAAAAACACACAAAUCAACUUUGUUAUUUGGCUAGUAUGGAUGUAUAGAUGCUUUUUCUGUGUUCUUUAUGAAUCUGAGAUUUUGCUAAAUUUGUCCACCUCUCACUCGUCCCACCCUUUCACCCCCAAAACCUUGUACAUUUGCCCUUGUUGUUUCUCAGUUCUUUUGUUUUUCAUAUACUUGCAGAACAUUUUAUAGUAUUAUUUAUUACUGGCAAGCAUUUGCAUUUGCAAAUAAUAAAAGAACGAUGGUUCUUUGAACAGGGUAGCAAGAGGCAGCAAAGCUGCCCAAUGAAACGUAUGUCUGUUUGAUUUUUUAUUAUUAUUUUCUAAAUUAAGAAAGGAAACAGAAAGAGAAAAUGAAAAAUACAAACUUGUCUUUUGAUUAUGAAGUAAUUCUAAAACUUGUUGCUUUAAAAUGUAUAAUUUUGUGUUGUAACACUAUUUGUUUAACCCAGUGAAUUGCUUAUUAAAAACAAAUAAAUAGAGGCAC